This is a messenger RNA of Tetrahymena thermophila SB210, 603 nucleotides long. Its product is annotated as transmembrane protein, putative. The transcript has a single exon. The record is from RefSeq and is a predicted model, not a curated record. NCBI's taxonomy places the organism in Eukaryota, Ciliophora, Oligohymenophorea, Hymenostomatida, Tetrahymenidae.
AUGACUCAUGCUCAGAUAGCUAUUUUAAAUAAAGAUCAUUGUAGGAUUGCAAUUAGGUUUGAGUUUUAUAAAACUCUUAAUAAAGAGGAGCUAUAUCUUUUUAAACUUAAUCUAAUUCCAUUUUUAAUAUUUCUUCGAUCUGCUUCAUUUCAUCUCUUUCUUAUUUCUUAUUUAAUACUAUAUUAUACCCACUUUCUAAUAGCUCAUCAAAAGUGUUAGCCAAUCCCUCGUCGAGAUAAAGAUAAGCUCUUUUUUUUAUAAUAUUUGUUAUGUUCACUCUAGGGGCACUUUAAUUAGCUCUUUUAAACAAACUGGCUCCAUAAGUUUAGGACACACCUGUUGCGCAAGACGUUUUAGAAAAGAAAGAGAAUCUCCUUGACCCAGAAGAGCAAAAAGAAUUAUCUUAUCUAUUUCCUUGUGUGUUUUACAUAUUUUAACUGCUUUUUAAGUUAUUUUAAUCUGGAAUAUUAUUGUUUUUUGUAUCACUUUUCACAAAAUCUUUAUUCGAAUCAGGCUGUUCCAUUUAUUAAUUGCUUAAAAUUAUAUCUUGAUUUACUUUUUAUGAUGAUUACCCUUCGCUUUUUUAAGAGUUAAUUUUAUUGA